This is a messenger RNA of Solanum dulcamara, 1395 nucleotides long. RefSeq names its product transcription initiation factor TFIID subunit 11-like. The record is from RefSeq and is a predicted model, not a curated record. The transcript has 6 exons. Gene Ontology annotation, molecular function: transcription coactivator activity; protein heterodimerization activity. Lineage: Eukaryota; Viridiplantae; Streptophyta; Magnoliopsida; Solanales; Solanaceae. The coding region runs from base 183 to 815 and encodes 210 amino acids. Gene Ontology annotation, cellular component: transcription factor TFIID complex; nucleus. Gene Ontology annotation, biological process: RNA polymerase II preinitiation complex assembly; transcription initiation at RNA polymerase II promoter.
CCGAGCAAUUUUUGAAUCCAUUAUUACAUUCAUUUUAAUACAUAUACUAAUAAAAUAAAGAUUGUAUAUUGCUUAAUUUUUUGAGUAAUAAAUUUAAACCCACGAACCACAUCACUGAGAUCGACCCGUCAAAUUUCUUCAGUCUGGCCGGCACGCUCGUCGGAAUCAUCUUUGCAAAUUCUAUGAAGCGAUCUAAGGAUCCUUUUGAAGCUGCUUUUGAGGAGCAGGAUGACUCACCCCCUGAAUCCCCUGUUGGCACCGAUGAGAAUGAAGGCCAAGAUCAAGGUGCAGUUGGUGUUAAUGAGCAUGGAGGUGACGAUGUUAAUACUGAUUCUCGUGAAAAACCUUCAACAUCUAAAGCUACAUCAGUCUCUGAUGGUACUGCUGGUCCAAUUAGCAAGCCCAAAGAGGAAGUUGAGGAGGAAGAGGAAGAAAGCAUGGAUGUGCAGUUAGGAAAACUCUCUUCAAGUAGUGAUCCUGACAAACUGGCGAAGAUGCAGUCCAUCUUAUCCCAAUUUACAGAGGAGCAAAUGACUAGAUAUGAAUCUUUUAGGAGAUCUGGAUUUCAGAAAUCCAACAUGAAGCGGUUGCUGACCAGCAUCACAGGAAGUGCAAAAAUAUCUAUUCCUAUGACUAUUGUUGUGUCUGGGAUAGCAAAAAUGUUUGUCGGUGAGCUUAUUGAAACAGCUAAAAUGGUGAUGUCAGAGAGAAAAGAUACAGGGCCAAUCAGGCCAUGCCACAUAAGAGAAUCAUAUAGAAGGCUAAAACUUGAAGGCAAGAUUCCGAAAAAAUCAGUGCCAAGGCUUUUCCGAUAGUGAUGUGGAAGGAACCUGUAGUUUUAUUUCAGAUUUGUAGCAGUCAAGCCACUUCCCUUGCAGAAAGGCAUAGGAUGAACUUGUAAAUCUUGGACGAAAAGCUUGGAUGAGGCGUUUAGGUUUCCUGCCGCCAAAUAUUACCUUUACAAGGUGAAGCUUUGGCUUCUCUUUGAGAUGCUGGGGUUCGUUCAUAGAAGUUAAUUUCGAGAGCAUUCAGCCACCAUGAGAAGAGAGCUCUCACCUUGACGGGGAAUGAAUGUAGUUAAGGCAGGAUUGGCAGGACGAAGAUCUAGAAUGAAUGUAGUUAAGGCAGGAUUGGCAGGACGAAGAUCCGGAAUGAAUGUAGCUUAACUCUGUAGUUCAAAGUGUUGGUACAUUGAGUUGCAGUUGUUGCUUUCAUUUUUUCCCUUUUUCAGAAGGGCAUACUUGGGAUACAUGAAAUUAUGAAAAAUAGUAGAAAAUGCUAGAAUGUCGAGAAAAGAGAUGGGUUAAUGACCAAAUCUUUAACCAAUUGGACAAAGAUAAAGUUUAAUAGAAGUGGACCCUUUUAUUUCACAGAAAUCAAAUUGUUUCUAUCAAA